AGACUCUGGUGUUAACGCGCAAUUUCCAGACUUGGAGCCUGCAUAUCACAAAGAACUAAGCUGUCGUCCAAAAGAAGGAGCCGGAUUAUAAGAAGGGUAAUGGCAAAUUCCGAUACCCUAUUCCUGACUCCUGCACCAGUCAUCGCCCCUCUUUCGAAAGCGACAAUGCGCGCGGUAUGUAUGCUCUCAAGCUUCUGGAUCUCAUGUUCUGCGCAGCACCCACCACUCUAUACUCCAGUCACGCAACUUGCCGCCGCUAAAGAGCGAAGGAACACCUUGGCUUCCGUCCACCUUCUCCUUUCUGACACCCUUCUCAGGUGAAGAACCACCAUGCUGUUGAUCGGCGAACUCAGAAUACCACUGGGUUGGAAUGUCCGGCGUUGCCGAAGGUCCGGCAGAGCGGCAGCGUCCGUAAGUCCGGCCGUCCGGCCACGGUCUAGUAACGUUUCCAACGUUUUUCGCUGCGGCUGGGCCGUCUACUUAGUCUGAAGGCUACCCUACGCAUACCCAGCGCUUAGUAUACCAGAAUCCGAACGCAUUUAGCCCA
This is a messenger RNA of Coprinopsis cinerea okayama7#130, 547 nucleotides long. RefSeq lists its product as hypothetical. Lineage: Eukaryota; Fungi; Basidiomycota; Agaricomycetes; Agaricales; Psathyrellaceae. Bases 100 to 321 code for a protein of 73 amino acids. The record is from RefSeq and is a predicted model, not a curated record. The transcript has a single exon.